Molecule: messenger RNA, 994 nt
Organism: Ceraceosorus guamensis
Lineage: Eukaryota; Fungi; Basidiomycota; Exobasidiomycetes; Ceraceosorales; Ceraceosoraceae
Exons: 5
Coding region: 137-679 (180 amino acids)
Source: RefSeq, a predicted model, not a curated record
AACAUCUCCGGUUCGGUAAGCUUUGUGGCUUUUGCCGGAGCUCGCGUUGGACAUCCACACGUUCGCGAUCUCAACUUGUCCACGUAUACCUUCAUCACCCGAAUCCGAUCUCAAGCAUCAUAUAGCUGCCUGAAAAAUGUCUACAGUCGGCAAUAUACCUCAAGAGCUGCUGGAUCGCAUCGUGCAAGGCCUCAAGUCGUUGGGAGACAAGACGGUGGCUGUGGGAGAAUCGUCAUCUGGAGGUCUGAUCAGCGCUGCGCUUUUGGGUGUGGAUGGGGCCGGUGCGUGGUACAAGGGUGGAGGCGUGCUGUACACCAAAGAAAGCCGAGUGAGCUGGGCUGGAUGGACAGAGGCGGAUCUCAGGAAUUACAGAGGUCCUACCGAUGCCGUUGUAUCUGGUCUAGCUGAGAGUGUGGCAAAGCAGCUGGGUGCGGAUUACGCCGUGGGUGAGAGUGGCAUAGCGGGACCGCACGGUAUUGGGCGGAGAUUGCCAGCCGGCUUCACCUGCGUCGCAGUCUCUCGUCCGCAAGGCCGAGCAUUUACACGGGUCAUUAGGACGGGCAGCGAGGAUCGCGUGCAGAACAUGCACCGAUUCGCUCUCGAAGGGCUAACGCUCCUUGCAGAGGUGCUGGAAAGCGAUUUGAAAGAUGCACAAGGCGGUGCGAGGUCGAAGUUGUAACGGUAGCACGGACCGAGCCCCCGGGGUUUGGACCAUGGAUCGUUGGGCCGAACCCACCUUUGUAUCAUGUGAUUCGCGCCGAGGUCAGCUGGGGAGCUUUGUAUGUCAUUCAAAUCAAGGUUCGAUAUACACAAUCUCGAAUAUGUCUCAUGAAUGCUUCGCCAUGUAUCGCUUAUUCGAUCAUCUCUUCGCGUCUUUUGCUGUUGCACGCACACUCACGACUGCAGGAACAAAUCUUGAGGGUUGAUUCAGAAGCUCGCUUGCUCUCUAAGGUUUCGAACUCGAAGUUCACCCAACCACAUGCAGACCAUGCAC